This is a messenger RNA of Exophiala xenobiotica, 3095 nucleotides long. RefSeq lists its product as uncharacterized. Gene Ontology annotation, molecular function: RNA binding; nuclease activity. The transcript has 2 exons. Gene Ontology annotation, cellular component: RISC complex; cytosol; nucleus. Bases 157 to 2790 code for a protein of 877 amino acids. The record is from RefSeq and is a predicted model, not a curated record. NCBI's taxonomy places the organism in Eukaryota, Fungi, Ascomycota, Eurotiomycetes, Chaetothyriales, Herpotrichiellaceae. Gene Ontology annotation, biological process: mRNA catabolic process; regulatory ncRNA-mediated gene silencing.
UUAAAGUCGGUGUUGGCAAUUGUCCUCGAGACCACUCAAAGCCACUUGAACUUCUACCACACUUCAGUCUAGCUGCAUAGCGUCCGUCCUCAAUUGCUCUUCGUUGACUCUGUACAUACCUGACCGCCUCCAAACUGCAUCUUUGCUUCCUGCAUCAUGGCCCUCCUUCAAGCCAGAGUCAAAAGUGUCCUGUCAGGCGACACCUUGAUCAUCACCAACCAGAAGGGUGCUGAGCGAACUUUGUCUCUGGCCUACAUUUCAGCUCCUCGCUUGAAGAGAGAAGGCGACGAACCUUUUGCAUUCCAAUCCCGCGAGUUCAUUCGAGAGCAGUGCCUGGGAAAAGUCGUGCAAUUCCAGAUCCUAUAUGCUAUCCCUACCACGAAACGAGAAUACGGCCGAGUCAAACUUCCUACCGGAGCUGAAUUACCCGACUUGAUCGUGGAGGAAGGCUGGGCAAAAGUGCGGGAAGAUGCAGGAAAGAAAGAAGACGACGAAAAUGCAUUGGCUUACCUGGACAGGCUCCGCUCUCUGGAAGCCGAAGCCAAAUCACAAAGCAAAGGCGUUUGGGGGAAGGGCGGCCAGAUAGAGGCAUCCUCAGAAGUCUCUGAUCCCAAUGCGCUGGUGGAGCAGUACAAGGGCAAGAAAGUCGAUGCCAUUAUUGAGCGUGUCCUCACCGGUGACCGCCUGAUUGCGCGUCUCAUGCUUAGCCCGACAAAACACAUCCAGACCAUGCUGGUUCUGGCUGGUAUACGAGCUCCUGCCACCAAGCGAACGUCUCCGGAGGGCAAAGAGAUACCCGCUGAGCCCUACGGCACCGAAGCUCAUGCCUUUGUGGAGGAACGACUACAUCAACGAAAAUGUGCCGUAGAACUACUGGGUGUUACGCCGCAGAAUCAGCUCAUGGCAAAUGUGUUACAUCCCAGAGGAAACAUUGCAACAUUCCUGCUCGAAGCUGGUCUGGCUCGAUCGAACGACCAGCAUGUCACUCUACUUGGCAAUGAGAUGGCGCACUUCAGACAAGCCGAGAACGCAGCAAAGAAUGCCCGAAAGGGUGCCUUCACAGGUGUUUCCGCUGCCAAAGCUGCUGGUGUACAAGAAGCCGAUUUUAUCGUCUCUCGGGUACUCAACGCCGAAACCGUAUUCAUUCGCACGCGGUCUGGCGAUGAGCGGAAAGUCACGCUAUCGAGUAUACGGCAACCCAAGCCCUCGGAUCCCAAGCAAGCUCCCUUUGGUGCUGAUGCCAAGGAGUUCUUGAGGAAGCGCUUGAUCGGCAAGCAUGUCAAAGUCAGCAUUGACGGCAAGAAACCUGCUUCGGAAGGGUUUGAGGAGCGAGAAGUAGCUACAGUGGUCGUCAACGGGAAGAACAUUGCCUUGAGUUUGGUCGAAGCUGGCUAUGCGUCCGUGAUCAGACAUCGGCGCGAUGACGAUGAUCGAUCGCCUGACUACGAUGCCUUACUGCUUGCUGAGGAAACCGCUCAAAAGGAAGAGAAAGGGAUGUGGUCACCCAAACCGCCUGUGACCAAGCAAUAUCAGGAUUACUCUGAAAGCUUGCAGAAAGCCAAGAUGGAAGCUUCGGUCUUGCAGAGGCAAAAGAAAGUCCCUGCCGUCGUCGAUUUCGUUCGAGCCGGUUCGAGAUUUGUCGUCCUCGUCCCUCGCGAGAAUGCCAAACUUACCUUUGUCCUGUCCGGAAUCCGCACCCCAAAGCCUGCAAGACAGCAGGGAGAUACUGCCGAACCAUUCGGCCAGGAAGCCUUGGAAUUCGCCAAUAGGAGAUGUAUGCAACGAGAUGUUGAAAUCGACGUCGAGAACACGGACAAGGUCGGCGGCUUUAUUGGCACAAUGUAUGUCGGACGUGAGAACUUUGCAAAGGCACUGGUCGAAGAAGGUCUCGCAGAGGUCCACGCCUAUUCGGCCGAGCAGAGUGGACAUGCCAACGAGCUCUUCGCUGCAGAGAAGAAAGCAAAAGAAGAUCGAAAGGGAAUGUGGCAUGACUGGGACCCUAGCAAAGACGCAGCCGAGGAGGAGACUCCUCUCCCUACAAACGGCACAGACGGCGCCAAUGGAGAAUCGGUCGAGAGGAGAAAGGAUUAUCGCGACGUGAUGGUAACGCAUGUCGAUGAGGCUGGCAAACUCAAGAUUCAGCAAAUUGGGUCGGGCACGACAGGCUUGACCGAGCUGAUGAAUGCUUUCAAAUCAUUCCACCUCAACAAAGCCAAUGAUCAGCCUCUCGCCGGUCCUCCCAAAGUUGGCGACGUCGUUGCUGCCCAAUUCACUGCCGACAAUGAGUGGUACCGGGCCAAAGUACGCAGAGUCGAUCGUGAUGGCAAGAAAGUGGAUGUGACUUAUCUCGACUACGGAAACUCGGAGACACUUCCUUGGUCUCGCCUACGUCCUCUAACACAACCUCAGUUCUCAACUCAAAAACUGAAGCCACAAGCCACAGAUGCGGUGCUCUCUUUCUUGCAGUUACCCGCCGCGCAACAGUAUCUCCGAGACACGGUAGAUUUCAUCAUGGAGCAGACCGAAAAUCGGGAAUUGGUGGCCAACGUUGACUACGUCGCUCCCGACGGGACUUUACAUCUCACUCUGCUCGACCCGAAGAUCUCUUCCAAGAUUGAUGAAAGCAUCAAUGCUGAGGUAAUCAGAGAAGGCCUAGGGAUGGUGCCCACGAAAUUGAAGGCAUGGGAACGUCAAGCCGCCGACACGUUGACGAAGUUGAAAGUCCUUCAGGAUGAGGCUAAGGAAAAACGUCGAGGUAUGUGGGAGUAUGGGGAUUUGACGGAAGAUUAGACAUGCUGCUGCAAUAUUAUCAUGAACAUCAUCUCUGAGUGACGGCCAAAAAAGGGCAGGAAAAUUCAUGAAGUCAGAAAAGCAUUUUACCUGGGGAUUUCAGGAUGGUCCAGCGCCGGAAUUCGCUUUGUUGGUUGAAUAUCGAUCUUUCAUCCAGAAUUCCACCUCAACCUUGACCAUGAUGCCACGAGAAGUGAUUGAAGACUCGCAUCCAUGGCCCAGUCCAGGUUAGACGUGCACGGCAAAAAUAGAAAGCAGCUUACAUGAUGCAUCUAGAAGCAUGACUUCAGCUGACGGAGAAUCCA